This is a messenger RNA of Varroa destructor (honeybee mite), 2030 nucleotides long. RefSeq names its product malate dehydrogenase 1 (gene Mdh1). Gene Ontology annotation, molecular function: L-malate dehydrogenase (NAD+) activity. The record is from RefSeq and is a predicted model, not a curated record. Gene Ontology annotation, biological process: malate metabolic process. Lineage: Eukaryota; Metazoa; Arthropoda; Arachnida; Mesostigmata; Varroidae.
CCUACUACUAGAAGGCCCUUUCCGCUAAUUUAUGCUCCGGCGUCUCUUAUCAUAUGAUAACAAAUCUCACCUUGAUGCUCACUUGUUGACAGCCCUUGGCGGUCGCCGUGUUUUAUCGUGGCCGCAUGUGCCAAUCUCGGUUAUUCAAGCAAAACCCUUGUCUGACAUCGUGUGUGCUAACCGUGUGCAGUAGCUUUACAUCGUGUUUGCGGGUGCAUUGAGUGUGAAUCUUCCCGCGAUUUUACCAUUAUCCGGAAACAAUGGCCCAAACUGCUGUGAAAGUUGUCGUCACCGGGGCUGCCGGUCAGAUCGGCUAUUCACUCGUCCAAAUGAUCUGCCGUGGCGAUGUCUUCGGGCCGAAUACACCAGUUGUUGUGCACUUGCUCGAUAUAACGCCAAUGGUUACUGCGCUCGGUGGACUCGUUAUGGAGCUUGAAGACUGCGCCUUUCCAUUACUGAAAGGCAUUGUGCCAACAGACUGCGUUAAAACAGCAUUCACCGAUGUCGAUGCCGCUUUUCUCGUUGGGGCUAUGCCCCGCAGGGAGGGUAUGGAACGCAAGGAUCUGCUGUCGGCGAACGUGAAGAUAUUUAAAACGCAAGGACAGGCCCUUGACCAGCAUGCCAAAAAGACUGUCAAGGUGCUCGUUGUCGGUAAUCCGGCCAAUACCAACGCGUUGAUGUGCUCCAAGUAUGCGCCGUCUAUUCCAAAGGAAAACUUCACAGCGAUGACACGGCUGGACCAGAACCGUGCAUGUGCCCAGAUCGCAAAGAAAAUCAGCAAGGGCGCCGAACAGGUGAAAAAUGUUAUCAUAUGGGGUAACCAUUCGUCGACUCAGUUCCCUGAUGCGUCGAACGGUAUUGUAUGCGAUGACUUCAGUUGUCAGAGAGUGCCAGAAGCUGUUAAUGACAAUGCAUACCUUCAGGGCGACUUCAUUACCACGGUGCAAAAACGUGGCCAGGCCGUGAUUCAAGCUCGGAAGCUGUCAUCAGCAAUGUCAGCUGCAAAGGCUGCCUGUGACCACAUGCGUGAUUGGUGGAAUGGCACAAAGCCUGGUGAGUAUGUAUCAAUGGGUGUUAUCUCUGACGGCUCGUAUGGGGUCGCCAAGGAUGUCAUCUUUUCGUUUCCUGUCGAGAUCAAGGACCGUCAGUGGAAGAUCGUUCAGGGUUUGACUAUAUCACCGUUCGCCCAAGAGAAACUCAAAAUCACUGGAGAUGAGCUGCUUCAAGAAAGAGAAGAGGCUUUGUCGGUGUGCCAGGAUUGACUCAAGGCAACGUCUACAGCUAAACUAUAAACUUUCAUUAACGACAUUAUUAUAAUCAAUAUUGUAGACUUCUAACGACUGAGAAACGGGUGUUACAGAAAACGUAAGCGGAUAUAUUAGUCACCGAGAAGCACAAAACUGGUUUCGUAAAACUGAGGCUACUUAGUCGAAAACUAUUUUGCGCUGCCACAAUCACCUUCUAAUGUGAAACACUACGCGACUAAAAUUUAUCAAAAUAAUCUUUAUAUCAAGAAAUAUCAUAUGUACGGCCUUAUAGGGAGAAAAACUUCUGAUCGGCCGUGCCCAACGAGACUCCUUGGCAUCUACGUUUCUGGCAUAUACACGACUAAAGAAGUUGAUCAGAAAGCGACUUGGUUUCGGCAUUUCACUUUCUUUCGCAAUUAUUAGUGAUAACAUAGCUUAAUAUAAAAACACUUCAUUAAAAGGCACACUCAGGCCAGUUAACGUGGGGUUAGCUACUAUAGAAUCAUUGGUUUUCUGGAUAUUUUUCACCUCGUCGAUAUGAUCGAUCCAGUUUCUUUUCCCUGCAUGCACGACUAGUGGUAGUCAUCAUGUAUUGGGCUAUUGUUUAAACAUCUGAUCCAUUCCUUGGUUUAUAAAUUUUUAGCUGUAGAUGAACAGAGAAAACUAUGAGUGUAAGAAAAUUGCAGUGAAUGUAUUAUGGGUCCCCGUUCGACCUCAACACGAACAACAAAAAGACGAUAGUUCUGUAACGAAAAUAAAAUAGAAUGUUGAAGCUGUUAUUAA